This is a messenger RNA of Sphenostylis stenocarpa, 2124 nucleotides long. Lineage: Eukaryota; Viridiplantae; Streptophyta; Magnoliopsida; Fabales; Fabaceae. The record is from the annotation of a GenBank genome assembly.
AUGCCUUCAGUGCAUAGGGGAAACUUCCCCAAUCGCCAAACCCAAUGCUCCGCGCGGAGGCAGAAGAUUGUACAACAGAGGAAGUCCCUUCCAAUUGCUUCAGUUGAGAAAAGACUGGUUGAAGAGGUUCGGAAGAACGAUGUGUUGAUUAUUGUUGGUGAAACUGGAAGCGGAAAGACCACUCAGAUUCCACAGUUUCUGUUCGAUGCUGGUUUUUGUCGCGAUGGAAGGGUUAUUGGGGUAACACAACCUAGACGUGUAGCUGCUGUCACUGUGGCUAAACGAGUUGCUGAGGAAUGUGGGGUUGAGUUGGGUCGUAAGGUUGGCUAUUCUGUUAGAUUUGAUGACACUACUUCUGGCUCAACAAGGAUCAAGUAUAUGACAGAUGGUUUACUUUUGAGGGAAGCAUUGUUAGAUCCAUAUCUUUCUAAGUAUUCUGUUAUAAUUGUUGAUGAGGCACAUGAGAGGACUGUUCACACUGAUGUCUUGAUGGGCCUGCUAAAGAACGUACAACUCGCUAGGUCAAGUUCUGUCAGUGAUGGUCAGUGCCUUAGGUUUGGAAAAAAGAACGUGAAGAAAGUCAUGACAUUAGAAAAAGAAAAUGAGCAGAGUGAAAGAUUUCAUAAAAGGCCUCUCUAUGAGAAGUAUACUCCAUUGAAGAUAAUCAUCAUGUCUGCAAGUCUUGAUGCACGGGCUUUCUCUGAGUACUUUGGUGGUGCCAAAGCUGUUCACAUCCAAGGGAGACAGUUUCCUGUAGACAUAUUUUAUACUCGUAUUGCAGAGACAGAUUAUUUAGAUGCUUCCUUAAUAACAAUAUUCCAGAUUCAUUUAGAGGAGGGUCCUGGUGAUAUACUAGUGUUUCUGACUGGGCAAGAAGAGAUUGAAUCUGUUGAAAGGCUUAUCAAAGAGAAACUCCCACAAUUACCUCAAGAAAAUCAGAAGCUUCUGAUUGUGCCUAUAUUUGCAGCUCUUCCAUCUGAGCAGCAAAUGCGGGUCUUUGCUCCAGCUCCAUCUGGGUUUCGUAAGGUGAUACUGGCAACUAAUAUUGCUGAGACAUCAGUAACAAUUCCAGGAAUCAAGUAUGUAAUUGAUCCUGGAUUUGUCAAAGCACGUUCCUAUGACCCGGGAAAAGGCAUGGAAUCGUUGAUUAUAGUACCUACAUCCAAGUCCCAAGCUCUGCAAAGAAGUGGGCGUGCAGGGCGUGAAGGACCUGGAAAAUGCUUCCGCCUAUAUCCUGAAAAAGAAUUUGAGAAACUUGAGGACUCAACAAUGCCAGAGAUUAAGCGGUGCAACCUUUCUAAUGUCAUUUUACAGCUUAAGGCUCUAGGUGUUGAUGACAUACUAGGGUUUGAUUUUAUUGAAAAACCUUCAAGGGAAGCUAUUAUAAAAUCAUUGGAGCAACUAUUUUUGUUAGGUGCUCUAACGGAUGAAUGUCAACUAUCUGAUCCCGUAGGGCAUCAAAUGGCUCGACUGCCCUUGGAUCCUAUUUAUUCCAAAGCUCUUAUUUUAGCCAGUCAGUUUAACUGUUUGGAGGAGAUGUUGAUAACUGUAGCCCUGCUGUCUGUGGAAUCGAUAUUUUAUAGUCCUCGUGACAAGUUAGAAGAGGCAAGAACUGCAACAAAAUGCUUCUCUAGUCCAGAGGGGGACCACAUCACUUUGAUAAAUGUGUAUCGAGCAUCUAAUGAUUUCUUGGAGAAGAGAUCAACGGAAAUGAGUAUGGCAAAAACUGAAAAGGCUUAUAGAAAAUGGUGCAAAGAAAAUUUUAUUAAUAGCCGGUCUCUAAGACACGCACGUGAUAUUCACAGGCAGAUUAAGGGACAUGUUGAACAAAUGGGUCUUAAUCUUUCUUCUUGUGGAGAUGAUAUGCUUCAAUUCCGCAGGUGCCUAGCUGCUUCCUUUUUCCUCAAUGCAGCUGUAAAGCAGCCAGAGGGAACAUACAGGGCUUUGGCAAGUGGUCAGGUGGUGCAGAUCCACCCUUCUUCUGUAUUAUUCCGGCAAAAACCAGAAUGUGUGAUAUUUAACGAAUUGGUCCAAACAAAUAACAAGUAUGUUCGAAAUUUAACCAGAGUUGAUUACCUAUGGUUAACUGAGCUAGCUCCUCAAUAUUACGCCAUGCAGAAUUAA